AAAAAAGUAUUGACACAAAAUGAAACGCAAACAUGUCUUGAAAGAAGAGAAACUUACUUUAAAUUUCUUUCAUAUAAACUUAUAUUCCAAUUAUUGAGUGUAAGGGUAAACAUAAUAUAUGCAUGGGUUUGACGAAGUCGAAAAACCGAGAUGAAUCCUAUAUAAUAUAAUUCUCAAUUAUAUAUAAAUAUAUAUAUUAAACAUAUAUAUAUAUUUAUAUAAAUAUAAAUAUAAAUAUUAUAUACAUAAAAAUAAAUAAGAAUUAUGAGACAAGAAUGAGAUGAUGUGAAUCUUACGUUUUACUUAAAAAAAUAAAAAAAAACAAUGUAAUUAAAAAAAAUCUCUGUAAUGGAAUUUCGACCGGGUUGUCAUUAAUAAGAUUUAUUACUAUUUAAUUAUUAUUACAAUGAAUAUUAUUGGAAAGAAUUAUUAUAUCAUAUUUAUUGUUAUUGCGCCUCAGUUAGGUGAAAAGGUCUGAAUGAAAGAUCCAUUUGUACAAUCAUUGCAUCAUUAAAAUAUGAUUAAUUAAUGCAAAAAAUCAUUUGUUUUCAUUUCAAAUUCUCUUUUGGAUCAAAAUCAAAUUAUAUCACCAGCGUAUCAUGCGUAAUGCAUAAUUCAUUAUAUGUAGAAUGACAAAUGAACCUCCAUCUUCCGGAAAUCCCACACUUGCAGAGAACCUCAGUUUACUCAUUCACUCAUGAUCAUAAUAUGUCAAGCAAACUACACGUACAUUUUUUCGAUUAAUAUAGAAUCGAAAAUGAAUUACAUAGCACAGCUUUAAUAUUUAUCUAUAUUCCACAGGUGAGAUUUUUAUUUUUGAUAAUACAAAAAAGUAUUUUCUUUAAAACUAUCUUAUUACCAAUUCCUUUGGCCAAGUCAUUAUCUUAUCAAAACCGAUUCUGAUUUCUUAUUGUGUUGAUAAUACAAUGUUGGCAGAUUAUACCUAUUAUCUAUGAACGUUCAAUUAAAGAAAUUAUUACACCCAAAUUGUACACUUUGCUCAAUUUAUCUAGCUCGUGAAUAUAAAUAAAAAGUAAAGAGCGUCUUUAUCGCUAACGAAAUUGUUGUUCGCGCACUGUGUAAAACCUCCUUCAGAUAAUCCCAAAAAUACAAUCCAUCAAAAAAACUCGACUGUAGCAAAAAAUUGUCUCAUUUUUUCUAUGCAUAACUGCUGUCGAUGUUUAUCAAGAAUCGAGAUGAGAGAUAAAUUUUUACUCUCGUCAAUUUACGAUAAUCGGAAUUGGUCACAUAUUCGCUCAUUCACCCAUGCCUGACUUGUACAAUUGAUAAGGAUUAUAAUCCGGCCGUCCAGUUGAUAAAGAAUUUCUCAAGAUUUGCUGCUGAAUUUGACUGCGCGGUUGACGACGCUCAGUAUAUCGUCAGACGCCUGGCCGCAUUAAUCGCGGCUGGAGUGGAUUCAACAAUGCUUCCAUAACGUAAAGUCGAGUGAGGUGUAUCGGAGUGUGUAAAAGAAUUAGAAUUAUCAUUGUGACUCGUUCCAAGUGUGCAGUUUUUUUCUUGCAGCGAAUGUGUUACAAAAGAAAAGUUCAUUGAAUCGAGUUCUCGCAGAUAUACUCUAAAUUAAAAUAAAAAAAAAAGUAAACAUGCUCGUAAGCUACUUCUUCGCGUGCAUAGUCGCGCUCGGCUUGUACACCGGCCAAGCGGCGGAUAAUCCUGCCGCUGCCGCGGCUGCUCCUCCUACUUGCGUGUGGUACGGCCAAUGCGAGCCCACUAGCACAGGUCAAGUACGCAAUGUCGCCUCGAACGAGCCGGCACGACCAUUGACGAAACAGACCAGCAUCGAGAUUUUGAAAAACAGGUGUCCGCACCUUUUCGACGGCCAGUCGGCAGAUGCACCAUUAUUGACUUGCUGCAGCGAUGACCAAAUCGAAGACAUGACCGAAAAGAUGAAACAGGCUGAGGGAAUCUUUGGCAGAUGCCAGUCGUGCACGAGAAAUCUGUUACGUUCGAUUUGCGACUUCACCUGCGGUCCCAAUCAGAGCCAAUUUAUGGCCGCUACCGCGGUCGACGGCCAAUGCAUCGAUUCCAUCGAGCUUUUAAUUUCCGAGGACUACACAAACGCGACGUACGAAUCUUGCAAGAAUGUGCUGGUCCCGUCCACCUCGCAGAAGAGCAUCGAACUCGCGUGUGGAGAAUACGCAAGUAAUUGCAACGCUAAAAAUUGGUUCAAAUUCAUGGGUACCGCCGUUCCAAAGGGCUACGCACCUUUCGAAAUCAACUACGUAUAUGAUUUUGAUCAGCUACAAGAAAAAACGAUAAGACAGUUUUUAAAUCCACCUACAAUAGGAUGUCACGAGGCUUACGAUAACGCGACGGAGGCUUGCAGCUGCGUCGAUUGUCCCCAGGCCUGCAAAGCGAACAACAUUUUUUACGACCAGACUAAAUUUGAAAUUUUUCAUUGGAACGGUUACGGGGUCGUCGCAGCUUUGAUAAUUCUGGGAACGAGUUCCUUGACCGUCAUUCUGGUGUACAUCGUCAGGUUCAGAAACCACACGGAUGAUAACGAGUCGUCGAAUUUAUCGAGCUCGGACGAUCUGUCGCUCGAUAAACCGCGGGCCGACGGGCGAAAAUCGUCGCCGUCAUCGUCGUCGUCCGCGGCGCAGAUCUCGCGGGGCGCGACAUUCCGCCAGUUCCUCGAGUUCCUGUUCCAGCGCCUGGGCACCUUCUUCGCCCAGCACCCGGUGAGCUCGCUGGCCAUCAUGAUGAACUUCGUGAUCGUGCUGAGCUACGGCACGACCAAGCUCGACAUCACCUCGAACCCCAUCGAGAUCUGGGCGGCACCGAGCUCUCGAGCCCGCCUCGAGAAGGACUACUUCGACGAGCACUUCCAGCCUUUCUUCCGCACCGAGCAGAUCUUCAUCAAGUCGACGAAUCUCGCAACGGUCAAUUAUACGGUAUACGGAGAAAACGUCACGUUUUCGAACGUAUUCGAGGAGACAUUUUUGAGAAAAGUACUAAGUCUGCAAUCAGAAAUCAAAAAGCUCGGUCAAGCCGAAGGCGAGGGUCUAGACAAAAUCUGCUACGCCCCGGUGAAGAGCGACUUUACCGGACCGAUGACGCUCGAUUACUGCACGGUGCAGAGCAUCUGGGGCUACUUCGGUGAGGACAAGGAUCAAUUCGACGCGGAGAAAUUAUACGAUUGCCUGAGCAAUCCUUUCAACCCCGACUGCCUGGCGCCCUACAAGGGACCCAUCAUACCGGACAUUGCGCUCGGUGGCUUUCUGCGGGAGGACGACAAGGGCCGCAAGUACGACCUGAAGGACUACAUCAAUUCCACCGGUCUGGUCGUGACGUUUUUGGUGAGAAAUUCCAAGGACGAGCAACACGUGGAGAUGGCCAAAAGAUGGGAGAGCAGAUUCUUGGCUUUCAUGAAGCACUGGGACGAGCACGAGCGGCCGGCCACGAUGGAGAUCGCCUACACGAGCGAGCGCUCGCUCGAGGACGAGCUCGAGCGCACGUCCAGGGCCGAGACGCUGACGAUGAUGGCCAGCUACGCCCUCAUGUUCGUCUACAUCGCCCUCGCGCUCGGUGACUUUAAGUUCUCCUGGCAUUGCUUCGUGUCCUGCAAGAUAUUCUUGAGCAUCGGCGGAAUACUCAUCGUUCUCUUUUCCGUGCUGUGCUCGAUCGGAAUAUUCGGCUACAUCGGCGUGCCGACCUCGUUGCUGACCAUCGAGGUCAUUCCGUUCUUGGUACUCGCGGUGGGCGUCGACAACAUCUUCAUCCUCGUCCGAGCCCACAAGCACCACAAACGACGAUCCCUGGAGAGCGUGGCCGAGCACGUGGGUCGUGUGGCGGGCCUCGUCGGGCCGUCCAUGCUUCUGACCAGUGUCUCGGAGAUAUGCUGCUUCCUCAUCGGUACUCUGUCGGAGAUGCCGGCGGUCAACACGUUCGCCCGUUUCGCCGCCGUCUCGAUAUUCAUCAAUUUUCUCCUGCAGAUCACGGCCUUCGUCAGUCUGCUGUCUCUGGACGCUCAGCGCGAGGAGCAAAACAUCCUCGACUGCCUGUGCUGCUUCAGCCUGGAUAAAUCCAGAAUAACCCCGGCCAGCCCCGGCAUGGUCAGCAUGUUCUUCGAGAAGCUGUACACGCCGAUGAUCCUGUCGAAGCCGGCCCGGCUCGUGGUGCCGCUCGUCUUCAUCGCCACGCUGACCGCCAGCGCCUUUUACGCGCCCACCGUCGAGAUCGGCCUCGACCAGCGUCUCUCCAUGCCCGACGAUUCCUACGUCUACAAGUACUUCGAGUACAUGCAAGACUUGCUGUCGAUGGGACCGCCCACGUACUUCGUCGUGAGCAAGGGUCUGAACUACAGCUUGCCCGAGGUGCAGAACGCCAUCAUGGGCUCGGCCGGCUGCAACGACGACUCGCUCUACAUGCAGAUCUUUUCCGCGGCCAACCAGUCCAGCAAGUCUUACAUAGCCAAGCCCGCCUCGUCCUGGAUCGACGAUUACGCGGACUGGUCGCUGAUCAACGGCUGCUGCAAGUACUUCCCGAAGAACGGCACCUUCUGCCCGCGCGAAAUUGGCGAGUGCGACCAAUGCGACAUUUCCAGGGACAAGAGACACAAGCUGCGGCCGAAUCAGACGAGCUUCAGGCACUACCUGGACUUCUUCUUGCAGGAUGUUCCCGACUCCUCCUGCGCCAAGGCAGGUCGCGCCGCUUACAACGACGCCGUCAAGUAUUACACCGACGACGAGGGCCAAGCCGACGUCGGCGACUCGUACUUCAUGACCUAUCACACGCCCCUGAAGAAGUCCUCGGAUUGGUACGAGGCCCUGAAGAGCGCCCGACUCAUCGCCGAGCAGAUCGAGGGCAUGAUCAAUGCCAAGAACAUCAGCCAGGGCCGAGAGAUCAAGGUCUUCCCCUACAGCGUGUUCUACGUGUUUUACGAGCAGUACCUGGAGAUCGAGCACAUGACGGUGGUGUCGCUGGCUCUGUCGCUGCUGGCGAUCUUCGUGGUGACGCUGCUACUGACCGGCUUCUCGCUUUUCUCCGCCAUCACGGUGGUGAUAACCGUGGCCAUGAUCAUCGUCCAUCUGGCCGGCUUCAUGGUCAUGUGCGAUGUGUCCCUCAACGGAGUUUCACUCGUCAAUCUCGUCAUGGCUGUGGGAAUUUCUGUAGAAUUUUGCAGUCACAUGGUUCACGCGUACUUGAUGUCGAACGAAAAGACGAGAUGUACAAAGUCCGCCGACGCUCUGUCGCGCGUAGGAAGUUCUGUGUUUUCUGGGAUUACAUUGACCAAGAUCGUUGGCAUCGCCGUGCUUGGCUUUGCAAAAACUCAAAUAUUCAGGGUAUUUUACUUUAGAAUGUACUUGGGAAUCGUCCUGGUCGGAGUUACCCACGGUCUCGUGUUUCUGCCAGUUUUGUUAAGUUACAUAGGUCCCCUGCACAGAGUCUAAAAUUUAUACUCGUGCUGAAUUUUAAAUUCUAAAAUCUAAAUGAAAUGAGCAAUGUACAACAAUCAACAUUUUAUGGCAAAACAAUGUGCAAAUGUGAAGCGUUUAAAAGGUCAAUGCAGUGAAUAAAAAAACUUACAUGGAUAAAAUGUGAACAAGUACU
Molecule: messenger RNA, 5574 nt
Organism: Trichogramma pretiosum
Lineage: Eukaryota; Metazoa; Arthropoda; Insecta; Hymenoptera; Trichogrammatidae
Product: Niemann-Pick type protein homolog 1B-like
Exons: 20
Coding region: 1605-5414 (1269 amino acids)
Cellular component (GO): membrane
Molecular function (GO): lipid carrier activity
Source: RefSeq, a predicted model, not a curated record